Ziziphus jujuba (common jujube) is the source of this 2136-nucleotide messenger RNA. RefSeq names its product pentatricopeptide repeat-containing protein At2g02980, chloroplastic. Gene Ontology annotation, biological process: RNA modification. The coding region runs from base 143 to 1930 and encodes 595 amino acids. Gene Ontology annotation, molecular function: RNA binding; zinc ion binding; protein binding. NCBI's taxonomy places the organism in Eukaryota, Viridiplantae, Streptophyta, Magnoliopsida, Rosales, Rhamnaceae. The transcript has a single exon. The record is from RefSeq and is a predicted model, not a curated record.
UUUUCGGCAAAAUUAAAAUUUCUGGUAUUUGAGAAGGUUAGAAAAAGACAAAAAAUAAUAAAUAAAUAAAUAAAUGCCCACCUCAUCCGCCCUCUUUCAUCCUCUCGAGACUCCGUCUGAAACUUUUCUGUAAGCACUUUGCAUGGCAGCCCCACCUCUUCAAAUAAGCCCCUUUUCUCACCCCAAAACCAAAACCAAUACAAACACUCCCCUCUCUCUCAUACCCAAGUGCAGAUCUCUCUCGGAGCUCAAGCAAAUCCAAGCCUUCACCGUCAAAACUCAUCUCCAAUAUGACAUCUCUGUCCUCACAAAGCUCAUCAACUUCUGCAUACUCAAUUUUAACUCCGCCUCCAUGGACUAUGCCCACCAACUGUUCGACCAAAUUCCUCAACCCGACAUUAUCGUCUUCAACACUUUGGCCCGAGGCUACGCGCGCUCUGAUACCCCACUUAGAGCGAUUUCGCUCUUCGCUCAAAUUCUAUGUUCUGGACUUCUCCCGGAUGACUACACAUUUCCAUCCCUCCUCAAGGCUUGCGCUAGUGCCAAAGCCAUGGAAGAAGGUAAACAAUUGCAUUGCCUUGCCAUCAAACACGGCCUUAGCCUGAAUGUUUAUGUAUGUCCAACCCUCAUCAACUUAUAUAGUGAAUGCAAUAAUGUCCAUUCGGCGCGUCGAAUUUUUGAUAAGAUUCAGGAACCUUGUAUUGUCAUGUAUAAUGCCAUCAUUACUGGGUACGCUCGAAGCAGCCAACCAAAUGAGGCAUUGGCUUUAUUUCGAGAAUUGCAGACGAGUGAUGUUAAGCCCACUGAUGUUACUAUGCUUAGCGCUCUUUCGUCGUGUGCUUUGCUAGGAGCAUUAGACUUGGGUAGAUGGAUACAUGAAUAUGUUAAGAAGAAUGGGUUUGAUAAAUAUGUGAAGGUGAACACAGCGCUUGUGGAUAUGUAUUCCAAGUGUGGAAGUCUGGACGAUGCAGUUUGUGUGUUUGAGAAUAUGCCUGUGAGAGAUACCCAGGCCUGGUCGGCUAUGAUUGUGGGAUAUGCUACUCAUGGGCAUGGUUCAAGGGCCAUUUCUUUGUUUGAAGAAAUGAAGAGGGCAAGAGUUAAACCUGAUGAGAUUACAUUUCUGGGUCUGUUAUAUGCUUGCAGUCAUGCUGGAUUUGUGGAGGAAGGUUUUAGAUAUUUCUCUGGCAUGAUUGACAGAUAUAAAAUUGUUCCUGGGAUCAAGCAUUAUGGAUGUAUGGUGGAUUUGCUAGGCCGGUCUGGACGCUUAAGGGAUGCCUACAAGUUCAUAGAUGAGUUGCCAGUUAAGGCAACACCAAUACUCUGGCGAAUCUUGUUAUCGGCUUGUAACAGCCAUGGAAAUGUAGAACUGGGAAAACAGGUGAUGGAACGGAUAUUGGAAUUAGAUGACUCUCAUGGUGGGGACUAUGUGAUCUUAUCAAACUUAUGUGCUAGAGCUGGGAGAUGGAAAGAUGUGGAUUUCUUAAGGAAAUUGAUGAAAGAUAAAGGAGUGGUAAAGAUUCCUGGAUGUAGCUCCAUAGAAGUGAACAAUGUAGUUCAUGAGUUCUUUUCAGGGGAUGGGGCAUCUUCUGUUUCACCAGCGUUGCAUCAGGCAUUGGAUAAGUUGGCUGAGAAGUUAAAACUUGCUGGGUAUGUACCUGACAUUUCUGUAGUUUCUCAUGCUGAUAUGGAAGAUGAUGACAAAGAACUUACUCUUAGAUAUCAUAGUGAGAAAUUGGCCAUUGCUUUUGGGCUCCUGAAAACUCCCGCUGGAAGAACAAUCCGGGUAGUGAAGAAUCUUCGGGUAUGUGGAGACUGCCAUUCUGCUACUAAAUUUAUAUCAUUGAUCUCUGGCAGACAGAUAAUUCUUAGAGAUGUUCAACGAUUCCAUCAUUUUAAAGAGGGAAAGUGCUCUUGUGGGGAUUAUUGGUAAUCAACGUUUACGAACAACGUAUGAUUUAUAUUGCACAAGUGUACAUCCCUUCACCUCAUUUCGUAUAAGAAAAUGCUGCCAUGCAAUGUGUGAAUGCUGUCAAAAAUUGAUAUUUUUUUGAGGGCUACUACUAUGCGCAUAUGUAUGGAUACACAUGAAUCUCGACCAUUAAAAAGCAAAUGGGUUUGGACUUUGAACAGGUUUCA